CCACUGCAUUCAUUGCCCAAAUGCUGCUCGGAGUUAUUGAAUGAAACUUGUUUUUUCUGCUUUCACAGCAAUUUUCUUUAAACUAUUUCAUUUUGGAAGGAUUUUUUUUUCUAUCGUUUGAUCUUUUUUGGAGACGCAUGUGAAUUAAUUAAAUUUAGAGAAAGAAUCGUGAUAGCGCCAUUUUUUAAAAGUUUCAAAGCAGAGAAGGGACAUUGAGAUAAAGUGUGUGUUGGCGCUCCUCGUCGUCGAUAGAUCGUGGGAGCUAGUGCUGGCAAAUUAAGCACAACUAUACUUUGCAAGGAACUUUCCAAUGGAUGUGACGGUAGUAUUCUUUCUUUGCUUACCUUUACUAUGUGCCAGUCUCGGUGCUAAACGGAUACUCAAGUUAGAUAGAGACCACUUAAAGUCCGAUUUCCUGAACAUUUUUGGCUCUUGGGCGACCAUUUUCUCUGACGCCGAGAUGGAUUUCCGAUACUUUGCAGCUCACGACUAUGACAAUAACAAAAAGCUCGAUGGACUCGAACUCUACACUGCUCUGGGCCAUGAUUCCCGUCACGAUAAUGAAAGUCAUGUGGAAGACCACUCAACGCCAGAAGACAUCGAAAGACAGGUGGACGAUAUCUUCGAGGAGCACGACACCAACAACGACGGCUUCCUCAACUACAAAGAGUUCCUGUCGGUGCAGCGGACCUAUCCGGAUCUCACCGAAGACAAAAAGGGGGGCGACAGGAAACCACCGAGCCGAGAUUUAUGAGACGCUUCCGUGAAACGCCAGACCCGUUCACCCGCACCUGCAUCCACAGAGCAUUAAAUUUGUCAGAAAAAUGGAAUGCCGUGAUGUUCUCUGUUUUUUUUUAUCCUCUUACCGCACGACACUGCCAUAGACAGAAAUAAAAACAAAUAUUCUUCAGA
Argiope bruennichi is the source of this 912-nucleotide messenger RNA. Its product is annotated as multiple coagulation factor deficiency protein 2 homolog. The record is from RefSeq and is a predicted model, not a curated record. Bases 311 to 754 code for a protein of 147 amino acids. The transcript is spliced from 6 exons. NCBI's taxonomy places the organism in Eukaryota, Metazoa, Arthropoda, Arachnida, Araneae, Araneidae. Gene Ontology annotation, molecular function: calcium ion binding.